Molecule: messenger RNA, 609 nt
Organism: Volvox carteri f. nagariensis
Lineage: Eukaryota; Viridiplantae; Chlorophyta; Chlorophyceae; Chlamydomonadales; Volvocaceae
Gene: rpl27A
Product: component of cytosolic 80S ribosome and 60S large subunit
Exons: 4
Coding region: 20-463 (147 amino acids)
Biological process (GO): translation
Cellular component (GO): ribosome; cytosolic large ribosomal subunit
Molecular function (GO): structural constituent of ribosome
Source: RefSeq, a predicted model, not a curated record
CCACGAGCCUGACGGGAAAAUGACCACCAGGUUCAAGAAGAACCGGAAGAAGCGCGGUCACGUCAGCGCGGGCCAUGGCCGCGUUGGCAAGCACCGCAAGCAUCCAGGUGGUCGCGGUAACGCUGGUGGUCAGCACCACCACCGCAUUAUGAUGGACAAGUACCACCCUGGCUACUUCGGCAAGGUCGGUAUGAGGCACUUCCACUAUGCACGGAACAAGUACCACUGCCCCAUCAUCAACCUGGACAAGCUGUGGACCCUGGUUGGCGAGGAGGCUCGCGAGCAGGCCGCCAAGGACAAGAGCUCUGCUGCCGUCAUUGAUGUGACGAAGUAUGGCAUUUCGAAGGUGCUGGGCAAGGGUCAGCUGCCUGAGCAGCCGGUGGUGGUGAAGGCCAAGUUCUUCUCUUCGCUGGCUGAGAAGAAGAUUCGGGCUGUUGGUGGCGACUGCGUUCUCACUGCAUGAGCGUUGCUCAGUGGCCCCGUGGUUCUGGCGUCCUACGCGGUUAGCCUGCACCGCUGUCCUGACAGCCAGUUUGCAGCUGCUGCAUUGCGCCAGGCCACUGACCUGAGGGGCUUUUGACCUCGUGUAACGUGUGAGACACAAUCGCG